Messenger RNA from Misgurnus anguillicaudatus (oriental weatherfish), 4664 nucleotides. RefSeq names its product recombination signal binding protein for immunoglobulin kappa J region a (gene rbpja). Gene Ontology annotation, molecular function: RNA polymerase II cis-regulatory region sequence-specific DNA binding; DNA-binding transcription activator activity, RNA polymerase II-specific. The record is from RefSeq and is a predicted model, not a curated record. Gene Ontology annotation, cellular component: nucleus. NCBI's taxonomy places the organism in Eukaryota, Metazoa, Chordata, Actinopteri, Cypriniformes, Cobitidae. Gene Ontology annotation, biological process: regulation of transcription by RNA polymerase II.
CAACGGACGGGGCGCUGAAAAGUCAGCGAUAAAAUGACUUUCGGCGGUUUUAUUAUGAUAACUCGCUUUGGUUAAUUUUCUCACAGCCCUGGCCGCGUGUUUGUGCGCUGGCGGCCGGUUGUAGAUCACUUUUGUCCCGUUUCGUGGGGGUUUUAGCCAUGGGCUCUUUUAUUCAGUUAGCCGCGUAGCUUUUAUUUAGCUGAUAUAUUUUCAUCACUUUUCAUCAAACGGAAAUUUGGGGAACUUCCUCAGCCAAAGCGUUUAACAAGAGAAGCGAUGCGCAACUACUUGAAGGAGAGAGGAGAUCAAACGGUUCUGAUACUACAUGCAAAAGUCGCACAGAAAUCAUAUGGAAAUGAGAAAAGAUUCUUUUGCCCUCCACCAUGUGUGUACCUGAUGGGCUGUGGCUGGAAGAAAAAGAAGGAGCAGAUGGAACGGGAGGGCUGUACAGAGCAGGAAUCUCAGCCUUGUGCCUUUAUUGGUAUUGGAAACAGUGAACAAGAGAUGCAGCAACUCAAUUUGGAGGGCAAGAACUUUUGUACAGCAAAAACGUUAUACAUUUCGGACUCGGACAAACGGAAGCACUUCAUGCUGUCAGUUAAGAUGUUCUAUGGGAAUAGCGCGGACAUCGGAGUCUUCCUCAGCAAACGUAUCAAAGUCAUCUCCAAACCUUCCAAAAAGAAACAGUCGCUGAAGAACGCAGAUUUGUGCAUAGCUUCUGGGACAAAGGUGGCUCUUUUUAACCGCUUGCGGUCUCAAACUGUCAGUACGCGGUACCUUCAUGUGGAAGGGGGAAACUUCCAUGCCAGCUCACAACAGUGGGGAGCCUUUUACAUUCAUCUAUUGGACGAUGAUGAGUCAGAGGGUGAAGAGUUUACAGUCAGAGAUGGUUAUAUCCAUUAUGGCCAGACGGUUAAGCUGGUGUGCUCGGUCACGGGCAUGGCUCUACCACGACUGGUUAUUCGUAAGGUGGAUAAGCAGACAGCACUAAUGGAUGCCGAUGAUCCUGUGUCCCAAUUACAUAAAUGUGCCUUCUACCUUAAAGACACAGAGCGGAUGUACCUCUGCCUUUCGCAGGAAAGGAUAAUACAGUUCCAGGCCACACCAUGUCCGAAAGAAACCAAUAAAGAAAUGAUCAAUGAUGGGGCGUCUUGGACAAUCAUCAGCACAGACAAAGCGGAGUACACAUUUUAUGAGGGUAUGGGCCCUGUGCCUUCACCAGUCACACCUGUGCCUGUCGUCGAGAGUUUACAGCUGAAUGGGGGAGGAGAUGUUGCUAUGCUGGAGCUGACAGGCCAAAACUUCACACCUAACCUCAGGGUAUGGUUUGGAGACGUGGAGGCAGACACUAUGUACAGGUGUGACGAAAGCGUGCUCUGCGUGGUCCCGGACAUCUCUGCGUUCCGCGAAGGGUGGCGUUGGGUCCGACAGCCGGUGCAGGUUCCAGUAACUCUGGUCCGUAACGACGGCAUCAUCUACUCCACGGCUUUGACUUUUACCUACACGCCAGAGCCCGGACCACGACCACACUGCAGCGCUGCCGGAGCCAUACUGCGAGCCAACAGCAACUCCUCCACCUCACCAUCUUCCAGCCUGCUGCUGCAGUCAGCCGUCGACAGUCAGGCGGUAUACGCCGCAGCCGGGAGCGUGUCUUCGUCUUCAUCCUCUUCCUCGGCUAUGUCCGUAUCCUAACCUGGAAGUAUUAAUCUCGCGCCUUUGUAUGUUUAAGCGCAGCAUUUUAGACUCUCCAGCGAAGAUGAUCAGGAUUAGGAUCACAAACAAUUGAUACUUGGUGCCACAGAGAGAGGAUCAAAGGAUGGACGGAAAAGACAGCAUCUUCUUUCUGAUCUCUCUCUGGGUUGCGGUUCUUUUUCUCCUGUUUGAGGACGUGGCGACAGAACUGAUGAGUGCCGUGGAUUAACAUGCCGCAGGAUCAAUGCAUUAGCCUUGCGUGAAAACAAAAACAAUAAAAAAAAAACGUUGUCUUUCAAACGAAGCCAAAAUGGCUUUUGUUUUCUAGUAAAGGGCUAAAUGCACCAGGCUUGGAGGAAGUUAUCAUAGUAAUAUAGUUUUUACAGACCAAGGAAUAUUAUUAUUAUUAUUAUUUUUAUUGAUAUAUAAUUUUAUAAGCUUUAGCCAAGGUACAUUUUUCACAUUUUUCAGUUUUAUAACGUAUAGUAAACUUUUGUUACCAAAUAGUUUUGUAUAUUUCUUGUGAGCAUUUGGGCUCAGAAGGAAACGGUUCAUGCGUUUUGAAAGCCUGAACCGAUAGCUGCCUUUAUAUGUUGGCAAAUGCCUUAAGUCUUCUGGAGUUUUACCAGAUCUUUCUCUCCUUUGCAAUAAUAUUUUAUGUCAUGUAUAUUAUUUUAUUCCUUCUGUUUUUAUUCACUAAACUGAGGUAUAAUAUUGAUGCCAUUUUUGCAUAUUUGGGAGGAAGUGGCUCUUCAUGAUUGCUUCGUAAACUUUUCACAAAUGAAGUCUUUAACACAAAAGCUUUAACUGACGUUGCCGUUCGGCCUUGAGUGCCAUGUCGACCUGUCAUAGCCACAUUGACCUCUGGCUUAUUAUUCUUUGGAGAAUGUUUGGUUCAAAAUCCCUGCGUAUUGCUUUUUACGUAGCAAUUUUUAAAGCAUAUGGUAGGUUAGGUCAGUACUGCUCUCAUUUGCAUAUCACUCUUGCCUUCAGUGUCAUAUCUAGAAUCGUACUAAAAUCAACUUGUAGGGAUAACUGCAGCUUUGCUUUCAUAUAGUUCAGUGGAUAAAAUGAAUACUUGAUGCAUACCUGAUGUCAUUUUGAGACAUCUUUUUUUAUAGCCCCAGCAGUUUCCACUCACGUUGAUUCAUACAAAGAUGUGGAUCUGAUGAAAAGUGUAAUUGUUGCUUAUCAAUGCCACCAAGACCUUUAUUACUGAAUGCAAUACAGAGGCUCCUGCGUAACUGCUGGUGUCCGUACGAACAAAGAUUCAUAGAAUUGUGGAAAAGUUAAUACUGGGAUGCCGAAACAAGGAAUUUGGAAGCUGCCCUUACUGAUAUGCAAGUAUAGCAUGUGGUUCUUUCAGUGCUUUAUCAACAUCAAACUGAAAGGAAACAACCGGAAAAAGCACUUAUCGCAUUACGGCGUAAAGAUGUUCGGUUUGUAGCUUAAAGGAGAAACGCAAUCGGUGUCGUACCGGUCCUAGUGACACUAGUGAGCUAUAUCAUUGUGAUGUCAUCUUUUAACUUUACAAACCUGUUUAAAAAUGUGUACCAAAUGUUUUCCCCGAUUGCUGUAGUCUAAAGCGAACUGAAAAUGAGGCCUUAAACCACUACUGGUUAAUUUUUAUAGGAUCUUGUGGUAAGAUGUAACACUACAAAUUAUGUCCUUUUGUGAAGUGGGCGUGAUCGCUUGUUUCUGCCUUUUAAACGCACACCACAGAGCACAAUCUAUUGUCAUCUCAAAAAGUUGUACUUAAAGGUGCAGUGUGUAAUUUUUAAAAGGAUCUCUUGACAGAAAUGCAAUAUAAUAUACAAAACUACAUUAUCAUGGGUUUAUAAAGACCUUUUUAUAAUCAAUCGUUAUGUUUUUAUUACCUUAGAAUAAGAUGUUUUUAUCUACAUGCACGAGGGUCCCCUUACGUGGAAGUCGCCCUUUUGUGCCACUACGUUUCUACAGAAGCCUUUAACGGACAAACAUUUUUGUCUCCGACGAUGACAUGUUUUUCCGGUUGCGGCUACUGUAGCUUCUCUAUGCGUUUUAAAAGCGAUGGGUGAGCCGUUGGUUGCAAUUCGCAAUCUCACCACUAGAUGCUGCUAAAAUUUACACACUGCACCUUUAACUUUUUAUUUUGUAUUCCUGCUUUUUUUACUGAACACACAUCUCUAUAUGGAUCGCCAUCAUUUUAUUGUGCUCUGGUUUAUGAUUUUAAUCAACACGGAUGGCAUUUUAUGAAUUUGUCAUUGUACAGGAACCGCAAAUGUAGUCACUUAACGGUUUUGGUUUUUAAUUGAUCAGAUCUUCCAUGGCUAAUAUUGAGAAUUCUAAAUCGAAUAUGUUUGUUAAUAUUCUAUUAUGUAAAACGAUGAUAUGUAAUGUUUAUAUGUUAAUAUUAUUAUAAAUUUCUUUCAAGAUUGAGGAACGUCUACCCUAACUUUGUGCAUACUGUGAGCUGUUUUCAGUAGAUUCCUCAAUCAGGGAAGAAUAUCGUGGAGUGUGCGAGCGCUGAAAUUCAAACUGCCAAAUCUCAAAAGGUCAAAUUGUGAAGGUCAUACAUAAUCUUUUCAGUGAGUUUGUUUGUUCAGUGUUAUUUUUUACUUUCAUUUAAUUGUCUUCCAGAAUCUUCUGAACACAGAGGAAGUGAUUAUUUUGGUUCAUUUUAAGACUAACCGUGUUGUUUCAGCAUUUCUGUCACGUUAGUUAGCUUACCUGUCAACCAUGCCACUGCAGAAAGUAGUGCAUUAGAUCACUCUUAUAUUUUCAGUUGUCUGUAGAAGAGAAUAACGGUUCUCAACCAUUACAAUGAUCUGUUUUAUGUUUGAAAGUUACCAGCCUUUGCCAAACGGCUACUAGCCGUUCUGGUAUUGAGUGCAUGUUCUCUAGCAACUGUAUUGGUGCUGUCUAACUCGUAAAGGGCCAGUGUAUCUGUUGCUUUUGAAAUGGAUCACUAAACACUGUAAUAGAUGCAAAAA